AUGGACCCCAACGCGGUGUCGUUCUCGGGAGAUGACGCAGCUCCGCGGUCGAAGCGGAGCCGGUCGUCGUCCAAGGGCCGCAGCUCGAGCAAGCGCAACGCGCGGAGCAUGCCUGGCGGGAGCCGGUCGUCGCGGAGUCGCGGCGGGCGGGGCUCGGCUGGGGGCAGCUCGUCGCGCAACGUCCGUUCCACAUCCUCGCGGAACGCCUCGCGGAACGCGUCACGGAACGCCUCCCGCUCUCGCUCUCGCUCAAGGGGUGGAGCCAGUGAUGAUGAUGAUGCCCGUGGGACCUCCUCCCGCAGACCGGCGUCCUCCUCCUCCCGCAAGGGUAGCAAGUCGCGGGCAGAGAAAAUCGCCGAAGCUGAGGCCAUUCUCCAGUCGCAGAAGACCACCGCCAACACCCUCAACGCACGCGCAAAGCUGGAGCGCCUCAAGGCCAAGAGCCAUGGUGAGCGCAGGCUCUCGCUUGAGACGCUCGACCAGCGGCUGACGCAGCUGGAACGUGGAACUGGAACGGGAGGCAGACAGGGCAAGUCGUUUGAGGACGAGGUGCUGCGGUGGCUGGACGCAGAUGCGGUGACGCGGCUGCGGAUGGUGCAGAUGCGGCGGCACGACUACUCGCGCAAGUGGUACCGGCGGACGAUUUCAGUGACAACCAUGCUGCUCGCGUUCACGCACUUGCUCUUUGUCAUCACGCAGCUUGUCAUCGAGGCGCCGCUCUCGUACUUCCAUGUCUUCAACUGGAUUGCGGUUGUGCUCUACACCAUGGGCGGGAUCACGGCGUGGACGCACAAGACGUCGUGGCAGGCGCGGCCGCAGACGCAGCACUCGCUGACACAGUGGUUCUUUGUGGGCCUUGUGCUCUUUAUCUUUGUCGCCAUCUGUGCCUGGUUUGCCCACCUGUUUGACCUCGAGUCACAGGUCGCCGAUUACUGCCGCGACCAGCCCGAGGGCGUGUGCCCCGCCGGGACAUCCGAGGGCGGCCUCCGCACCUUUGCCGUCCUCAUCCGCCUGGCCUGGAUCUUCUACUUUAUCUAUGCCAUCGGCGCCCUCGCGCGGUACACCUUCCUCUACCUCGCCACCAUCGAGCGCCACUACUACCAGAACCCGGAGCUCCGCAAGGACCUCCGCAUGUCGCUCUUUGUUGCCCUCAUGGGCCGCAACCUCUGCCUCCUCUCCAAGACUCUCAACUUUCUCUGCUGCGAGUCGUGCUCGCCCAGGACCCUCAAGGCCAAGCACGACGAUGAGGAGGGCUCGUCGUCCUACACCGCCGACCUCAUGUUCGGCGAUGACGAUCCUGAGGAGGGCAUCGCCGCUGUUCGUGUCGGCCGCCGCGACCGCGUCCUCGCCGCCCUCGAGUCGUCCUAUGACGAGGAGGAGGAGGAGGCCACCCACGUGUACAACCGCGAGCUCGUCUCCAACCACGGCUCGCCCAACCUCUACCUCUGCACCUACUGCACCUGCUUCCUCUUUGCCUACAUCGCCCUCGUCAUGUGCUACACCGGCGACUCGGGCACCAUGCUCUCCAACUUUGCCUGCAUGAUCCGCAUGGGCACCUCGGCCUGGAUGUAGACCCCCCCCUCCCCCGCCACCAACACCAAGCAAACACACACCACCCCC
Messenger RNA from Thecamonas trahens ATCC 50062, 1620 nucleotides. RefSeq lists its product as uncharacterized. NCBI's taxonomy places the organism in Eukaryota, Apusomonadida, Apusomonadidae. The record is from RefSeq and is a predicted model, not a curated record. The transcript is spliced from 2 exons. The coding region runs from base 1 to 1572 and encodes 523 amino acids.